UCAGAGCGGGGAACGUUCGACGCAAUGCCUGUUUGCGGUGUUUUGCGUUCUGUGUUGUCGGUUUCAUUCAGUGCAAUAGUAAUUUUUCUUCUGCAAAAUUUCAACGUCUUGAAAGUGCAAGCCUCCCUUCCACCGGGAGCUGAGGAUGAAAUAAUUGUAAUCGAGCACCUGCCAGGACGUCGAGUGCAUCUGCAAGAUUUCUUUUGGACAGAUGCUGAAGAUGCUCCAUCGUGGAUAGAUUUAAACCGUGCAUUUCAUGAUACCAGGACAAUUCUUCGCACAGUUACGCUCUACUUGCCUGUGGAGGAGGAGAACUAUGAACCCCAUCAAUCCGAACCUCAUACACCACAAUGUACCACUUGUAUCAAACCAACUCCUACAUUGGAUGAUAGAGAGGAUAAAAAUAUUGGCAUCUUAGUUGGGGAUGAUCCUGGACCAAGAUACUGGUUGCUAACAGUUCUUCGCGCUGGUGAAACUGUACCGCCUAACAUCGAGUUAAAAUUAGCGCGUUUAUAUCGAACUGCAUUCUCAAGACAUCAGAAACAUCACCUGGGUCUUUUACAGACGAUUCCGCUAGUUCAAAGAGACAUAGGAAAACGAAUGCUCGUUAAAAGCAAGGUUUCUCCCAACAAUCAUCCAACAUCCAAAAAGCAAGUGUUGAAUGACAUCGAAGAGUUGAAAGAAAAUAAACAUUUGGAUUUGCACUUACUCAAUUAUUCUGCAGAGGAGACUGUUCAAGUUAGAAUGCAAAAUACAAGUGUGACCGAAAGUGGCUCCACAAGGUUGAUUUACUCCGUCCACUUGGGUGGAAAACCUGUACCUGCUGAAAUAGCUGCCAAAGACAUGGCUCUUUUGUCGCCUCAGGAAGUUGCGCUAGAACUUGGUGCGCCAGUCCUUAUUCAGAGUGAACCAUAUAUAAAAGAAUCUCGACCAUUGGCACUGUCAAGAAAAAGAGAUGCAUGGCUGCUGGUUGGUGCAGCAAGUGCUGGCUUUGUUCUUUUGGCCGUUGUUCUUGCGGUAUUAAUUUUUACUGCGAGAAAGAAAAGGUCACACGGUGCAGUAACUGCACCACCAAACCAUGGUCUUCUAAAGAAAAGACAAUAUUAUGUACCGAAAUUAGCUGGUUCGAGCAACACUGCUUUAUCAACACCAGAAAUGGAAAUUAAGACGAACGAUAGCGAGAAACACACUUUGGAAAGUGUGCAGAGAUCUCCAAUUAGUCCUCAAACUCAUGACAGUUUUACUGGAGACAUUUACAAAGUUUCAAGCGAGAAGGAUGAUGAAACAAAAAGAAGAAUGGGAGAAGCAAGUACUUGGGAGCACUCUUCUAAAAAGAGAAGAUUGACGCACGGAAAGAUUUCAAGGACAAAUGCUAUAGAUGUGCCCAGACCUUCCAAUUCAAUCAACACGAUAGAUAAUUCAAAAACUCUUGAAUCUUUGGAAACCAGUUACACGAGACAAGAAGCCAUAGAAGAAGCUACCGCUUCACCACAUUCUUACCUUUCCAUGCCAUCUUGUAAACAGUUCCCCAAGUUGAAAAGUGUUGAACCUUUGUCUAGAGUUUUAGAACCUGUCAUGGUCAAUCAUUUAGACAUUGAUUCUCCAGAUCUACCUAGACGAGACAAUAAUGACAAUGAUACGGGUUUUUCGAGGAGUUUAAGCUCUACCAAGGAUCCUGGAGUUGUUGGUCCUAUAGUUUGGAACCUUCAAAAACAGAUAUUAUCUACUGAAGAUACAUCAGAAACCGAUGAUCCAAAUUACAUGACAUCGAAAACACCUGUUGGUCGAGCAAGAAGAAGGCUCAACGAACUCUUAGAAGAUUCCUUCAGUCUCUUCGGAACUCGAGAUCCAAAAUCAGAAAUACAAUCGUGUACACCGCGACCAGCUUCUGCUAUGUAUACACCAGAUGUUCUUACAAUCUUUUCAAAGACCAAAGGAAGGUCUUCUCAUAUUAGCUCUGCAUCCUCGCCAACAAUGGAAAUGAAGUCAAGUCUUGAUACGCUAUUGGCAGAAAAGCACUUCGAAGGAAACAUUAUGGAAAAUAGUCAUUCGGUGCCGAUUCAAUCUCACAGCACUUGGGGUACCAGACCGUUGAGUGCUGGUCCAUUUCACAGACCUAAUCUACCGAGUAUAAAUAAAAAAUCCAUACUGUUAGACUGUCAACUUCCACAAGAAGAUCCUGCGGUUCCAUUAAUUGCUUCGAUUAAGAAAGAACUUAAAAAAUUUUCGUCUCAAUAAUCGGGCUACAGAGAUACAAUAAACAAGAAAUUAAAAAUGAUUAUAUAUCAUACAAUAGAUACAAGAAAUGAUUUAAAACAGUACUAAUAUCAUGUUUGUAGUGACGUGUAAAUAUCUGACAAAUUUUUAUACUCAAUGGAAUACGUUCAUUUUAAAAAGUUGAACAAGUAAAUUUAUCAUAUAUAAAAUAUUAAUCUACAUCAUGUAUAUAUGUAUUCACACCAUCGUAAUUUAAUAUUUUAUACAAACUUUCAUUGAUAAAAUAAUGUUGAUAUCGUACGAAAAAUCACUGCUUCUAUUAUAGUAGAUAAUUAUAAAGACAAAAGAAUAAUUAUUUAAAAAUAUUAUGUAUCUCUUUACUAUAAUGUAUGUCUAUCUUAAAAUUAGUUACGCAAAAACAAUCAACUAUAUUACAUUAAUUGUUUCGUGUAUCGAUUCGUUAAAAAAUUUAUUAUAUCUUUCAUUCUUGUACAUAUCAUAAUUUGAUAUAAGCGAAUUGUUUA
Molecule: messenger RNA, 2741 nt
Organism: Hylaeus anthracinus
Lineage: Eukaryota; Metazoa; Arthropoda; Insecta; Hymenoptera; Colletidae
Exons: 10
Coding region: 25-2238 (737 amino acids)
Source: RefSeq, a predicted model, not a curated record